This is a messenger RNA of Hordeum vulgare subsp. vulgare (domesticated barley), 2243 nucleotides long. Its product is annotated as something about silencing protein 10-like. The record is from RefSeq and is a predicted model, not a curated record. NCBI's taxonomy places the organism in Eukaryota, Viridiplantae, Streptophyta, Magnoliopsida, Poales, Poaceae. Gene Ontology annotation, biological process: maturation of SSU-rRNA from tricistronic rRNA transcript (SSU-rRNA, 5.8S rRNA, LSU-rRNA). The transcript is spliced from 2 exons. The coding region runs from base 125 to 2098 and encodes 657 amino acids. Gene Ontology annotation, cellular component: nucleolus; small-subunit processome.
CCCCCGCCUUUCCAUCCAUCCCCUUCCACGGCUAAAACCCUAACCCCUGAACCAGCCUCCGCCUCCGCCGCCGCACACCCCUUCCCGCCACCCCGAGCCCCCGAUACUCCGGCGCCCACCCGACAUGGGCAAGAGGCCGAGGUCGACGCGGCCGCCGCCCGCGGCUGGCCUCCACAAGUCCAAGCGAGCCAGCGAGGCGGCGGCGGCGGCGGCGACCUCCGACUCCGACGACGACGAGAUCGACGCCUUCCACAAGCAGCGGGACGUCAUCCCCCUCAACGUCGACGACUCGAGGGACUCGGAGGAGGAUGCUUUGGUGAUGCCCAUCUACGACGUCGAGGGCGUUUCCGACGAUGAGAGCGACGACAGCGAAGAAGCCGAGGAGGGCAAAGAGGACGACGGCAGCGAAGGAGGCGAGGACGGCGACGCGGGCGCAGGUGAUGUUGAGGUAUGGGACAAAUCAUAUACUGCAAAAAUCAAGAGAGCGCAGAGGGCAGCCAAGCAGGCUGCCGGGGACGAUGGCAGCGCGGAAGAGGAUGAGGAACCGGAGGAUGAUCCAAGAAACUGGGGUGUAGGGAAGAAGAAAUACUAUGAUGAUCAUGAGCAAGAUGCUGAUGAUGUUGAGUUUGAAGAGAUAAGGAGGUUACAGGCAGAUAAUAAGCUGUCGAUGAAAGAUUUCGGGUUGGAAGAUGACGAAAGCGAUAAAGAGGAUAAGCCCUCGAAGGCGUCCGCCCAUCAAGUGAAGCUUGCUGAUGAGGCAUCCCCUCUCGAAAGCUACACGAAGCUGAGAGAAGAUUUUGCUGUCCUGUCAAAAGACGAGAAGAUGGAUGUAGUGUACAGCUCAGCUCCUGAACUGGUUGGCUUACUGGCUGAUUUGAAUGAUGCCCAAGAACAGCUGAAGGCGAUAGGACCAGUCACCAGUGAAGUGGCAGCUGGGCAAGGCAAGGAUAAGGGCAGGAUGCAGCCAUUGGAGGUGAAGCGAGCUUGUCUGCUGGCUCAUUGUCAAUCUAUUACCUUCUACCUCCUUAUGAGAGCAGAGGGACUGUCUGUGCAGGAUCAUCCUGUAAUUGCUCGGCUGGUAGAGACCAAGAGCAUGGUACAAAAGCUGGCAAAUAUAAAUCUUCCGAGCCAAGAUGGGGACACCGAAGAUCGUUUUAUGCCUGAUAGCAGCACCCUUGAUGUGGUGAAUAAGGCAGCCUCUCUGGAGAAUGAGGGCAAAUCUAGCAAUUUGCUAGCUCUGGACAAAGUAAAACAGGGUGCUGAAGUAGCCGAAUUGAAAAAGAAUAAACCUUCAAAGGGGCACCAUGAUGAAAUUACCAAAAGGAAGGUCAAGGAUGAGUAUAUGGGCUUGCAAAGCAUUGAAAUGUUGAAAAGAAGAGCAAUCCUUGAGGAGGGGUUGAAGCAAAAAGGGCUGUGUAAGUUGAAGCCAAAGUUGUCAAAAACCAUGGCAACCAAUAGUAGGAAAAACCUGCAGACAUUGGAUGACUUCGAUGAUGAAGUGCAGAAAAAUAGUCAAGUGGUCAAACCUACAAAGCUCCUGGUUAAUGCAGCUGGCUCAGUUAGAAACAAGUUUGUUUCUGGUGAUGAUGACAUUCCAAAGCGAGAUGAGAUUGGUGAAAGACGCCGAAAGCAUGAACUACGUGUUCUUGCUCGUAUAGGAACCAAUUCACGUGAAGAUGAUGAGUUGCCAGAAGAUGGUGAUCAUACUGAAGAGAAGCUCAGCCAAUCCAGUGAGGAAGAUGGCGAUGAUUAUGAAUCUUCAGGGUCUGAAGAUGAAUUCUACAAAGAUAUCAAGAGGCAGAGGACCGAAAAACGCCUGGGCAAAGAACAGAGCACCCCUGUUACUGAGCUGGAGGAAGAAAGCGAAGGAGAUGGCAAGAGGAAGAUUUCACGGCAGAUCGAGAAGAACCGAGGGCUCACUCGCUCCAGAAACAAGAAACUCAAGAAUCCACGGAAGAAAUACAGGAUUAAGAGUGAUAAACAGAGUAAAAGGAGGCAAGGUCAAGUGCGCAGCGCGAAGAAGCCCUCUGGUCCGUAUGGAGGUGAACUGUCUGGCAUCAAUGCAAACGUCAGUCGUAGUGUUCGGUUCAAGAGUUGAUCGCAUCGGCCUUAUCGUGAAUGUAUGCAAAUUUUGUUUGGUUUGGUUUAGUUCGCAUGGGGCGUUUACAUUUCAUCUGAUGAUCAUUUGUGUUUGUAGUAGUAAACAGUUUUCCGUGGAAAGAAAACAGUAUGUUUGCAUUGCU